AUGUCAGAACCAAUUAGAACUAGGAUCUAUGAGAAAAAAAUAAAUAACAUUCUGACAAAAGAACAGAGUGUAUCUUUUAGAGAAAUAAAAAACGAUGAAACCAUUGCUAUAAUCCCGUUUGACAAAGGAGCAGGUUUUGUAAGAAUUGAACAUUCUAAAGCUUUGGAAAAAAUUCGUGAACAAAUUGGUCCGACAAAAAUUAUUAAUGAAAACCCUAUUGCCAGUUACGCGGCAAAAAUUAGAAGAUUUCUUUCAAAACUAAAUAAAAAACAGCGUUUUUCUAAAGAAGAAUACGAAAAAAUAUAUCCGAGUGAUCCUAUCCCACCUCAAAUGUAUGGAGUAAUAAAAGCUCAUAAACCAGAAAAAUCGUACCCUAUGAGAAUAAUUAUUUCUACCAUCGGCACACCAAACCACGGAAUAUCAGAAUUCUUAGUUAAGACAAUGCAACCCGUCUUAAAUGAAAACCCAACACGAUUAAAAAACUUUUUUGACUUUAUAAAAAAAGCAGAAAACUGUUUAUCAUAUAAAAACUUAACAAAACUAAGUAUACCUGAAAUAAAGCAACUCAUAGAACUUUGCUUAGUUCGUCAAUGUUCUUUUCAUUGGAAUAAUGAGAAUCACGUAAUGGAAAACUCAGGACCAAUCGGACUUUCUCUCAUGGUUGUUCUCGCAGAAUCUUUUCUACAACACCAUGAAAAUAAUGCAAAUAAAAUGGCUACAACAAUAAAUCCUGCACUUGAUCUAAAAUCAUUUUUAAGAUACGUUGACGAUAGUCAUGCAAGAGUUCCUAACAUCAAACAAGCAAAACAGUUCGAAGAUAUUUUAAAUCAACAACAUCCUACAAUAUAA
Messenger RNA from Hydra vulgaris (swiftwater hydra), 849 nucleotides. The record is from RefSeq and is a predicted model, not a curated record. Lineage: Eukaryota; Metazoa; Cnidaria; Hydrozoa; Anthoathecata; Hydridae.